UGCGUGAUAUUCGAGUGCUCAGAGCCCUGAUUUUUUUCUCGGCAUUACAAUGCAAACACAUAAAUACAUAUAUAUGUAUAUAAACAUGCAUUUAUACAACGUCUAUAACCUAUGAAAGGUGUACAUCAAAGGCUUGAAAUAAUUGAACCAGUUUCGUCAUAAUAAAAUCGUGCUGCAACUGUAUCGGUAUAAUCGAUUGUAGAUAUAGUAUCUCAGGCUCGCAGCUACUAAUCUAAGACCAGCCAUCGGACAACGAAAGGAGGGCUCCCUUAAUCCGACAAACCAGCAUUUGGAUGUUUUAUUUUUUAGUAAAUGGCGUUUCCGGAAACCGUACAAAAAACUGAAGUAUCAUCGAAACCACCCAAUGGAAUGGAAAACAGUCAAACAUCUCAAAGGUCAAAUCAUGUUAGCUCGGUUCUGCUUUAUGGAAUACCAAUUGUGUCUUUGUACAUUGAGGGGCAAGAGCGACUCUGCCUGGCGCAAAUCUCAAAUACUCUUCUAAAACAAUUCAGCUAUAAUGAGAUACAUAAUAGACGUGUGGCGCUUGGCAUAACCUGCGUGCAAUGUACACCAGUACAGUUGGAAAUUCUGAGAAGAGCCGGUGCCAUGCCGGUAAGUUCGCGGCGAUGCGGAAUGAUAACUAGAAGAGAAGCUGAGCGUCUUUGUAAGAGUUUCUUGGGCGACAACUCCCCACCUCGAUUGCCCGACGACUUUGCAUUUAACGUGCAGCACAAAUGUGCAUGGGGCUGUCGUGGAUCGUUUUUACCAUCUCGGUAUAACUCAUCACGAGCCAAAUGCAUCAAAUGUGCAUUCUGUGGAAUGUUCUUCUCACCGAAUAAAUUCAUUUUCCAUUCACAUCGCCUCACAACAAACGACAGGUACGUUCAGCCCGAUGCUGCCAACUUUAAUUCCUGGCGACGUCAUAUGACGCUUAGUGGAAACGCCCACGAUGAAAAAAUUAUCUACGCAUGGGAAGAUGUCAAGGCGAUGUUCAAUGGUGGCACCAGAAAAAGACUCGUUAGUAGCAACAGUAAUGUUAAUCGCAAUCGAAAUCAAAGCUCACCAACGACAUCGUCAGCUAGUGCACUAGUAGGUGGAAGUUCGUGUAGCACACCAACUGACUGUGAGAUCCUAGAAGCUAAGAACAUAGCAUGCAAAGAGCAGACCCCAAUAUCAAAGCGAUCCGUUGACCACCAAUACAAUUACAGUACCGUGGCUGCAGCCGCCGCUGUGGUUGGUGUUACGGCCGUAGCAGCUGCUACGGUUGGAGUACCAUUUAAUUUACAUCAUUCAUCGGUCCUUUCACCCCUUCACUCGCUUCGCAACGACCACGAUCUUUCGAUAAUGCCCCUUUCCAGAAAUUUUGUUGUGGACUAUAUGUGGCAGCAACAGGACGCAAAUCAUCAGCAACAGCAUUCGAAAAAUUCUAAAAUCUGUGGCGCCAACCCCAGUGAAUCGGCCCUUGACUUCGAAUCAUGUCCAAUGCAAUGGGCUAGAGCAGAAGCGAAUAUGCCAGCAACGAUUGCUAAUGCCGUUCGCUUGGGGGAGCGAGAGCGUCAGCAAUUUAAUAUGAAAAACGAAUCGUCGUCAACUUCUAUUUGUGGCAUUAUCAAAAAUCGUAAGCUGUCUGAUGUCGCCAGCAGUGGUCUAACGUUUUCUGAUUAUAACAUUCCAUCGAUAUUAAGCUGCUCUGCAUUUAAACCAGUUGUCGCUUCAGCAGCAAUUGUAUCCACUUCAUUAUACACUAGGUCUAGCGACUCUAAUAGCAACGUUUACAUUACCCCAACUCAAACGGCCCGAACAACCACAGUUCUAACGCAUAACAGUAUUACAACUGCCUCGCAUCGCUUACCAACAGCGGAAGCUUUUUCGCCAAUAUUAGACACUAUCCAAUCCAAUAUCGAAAGUGAGCAAAUCAAUUUUUCGACAUCAGUAUCCAUUCACAACAAAAACGGCUCGGAUAAAUCAAUAUCUUCAGAAUCGGCUUACGGAAUAGGAAGAAAUAUAUAUGGUAAUGAUGACGACGAUGACGAAGACGACGACGACGACGAGGUUGUGGAUAUCGAAACAACGGAAGACGAAGUUCUUAAAGAGCCCCUCGAAGAGUGUCCACAUUCACCAGCUGAUAUAUCAUCUGAGAGUGAAAGUUUAACUCAUUCUCAGACUGCAAGUACAAAUGUUGAUGUAGAUGCUGAUGCUGAUGUGGAUGUGGAUGUGGAUGGUAUUACAACGGAUGCCGAGGAUCAACUUGAGUUGAAAUCAAAUGUUUGCUUGCUCGACAACACUAACCGUUCCAUUUCAAACCCAAAUGGAAAAAUAAAAGUGGCUUCCUUGAAUGCGGAAACCGAAAUGUGCAAGGACGGUUAUAAAUGUAAUGAGGAGACGAAAGGAUUCAAUGGUCACUUACGAAUUUUUACUCGAGGAAAGAGUUUUAAGCACCAACCGGAACGAAAUAGCUCAAAAAAGGCAACAGCUACGUUUUUGAAAAAGAAAUUUUACUCGAAGUCAGUGGCUAUUAAAUCUGCUCAACCACAAGUACAGCACAGAGUUUCCUUUCCAGUAUUCUUUAAGUCGCAAGUAAACCCUUUCAAUGAGCAUCAUCCACGACCAACGACAUUGAGCCCCAACUCCCCUUCGGACUCAUCUAAUGCAUGGAGCUAUCCACUUGGUAAUAUUAGGCAACUAUAUUGUUAUGAAAGAAGCGCAACCAAUGAAAACUGUGUUGAUUUUAAGUAA
Messenger RNA from Drosophila obscura, 2736 nucleotides. RefSeq lists its product as uncharacterized. The record is from RefSeq and is a predicted model, not a curated record. Gene Ontology annotation, cellular component: nucleus; transcription regulator complex. The transcript is spliced from 4 exons. NCBI's taxonomy places the organism in Eukaryota, Metazoa, Arthropoda, Insecta, Diptera, Drosophilidae. Gene Ontology annotation, molecular function: DNA-binding transcription factor activity, RNA polymerase II-specific; SMAD binding; RNA polymerase II cis-regulatory region sequence-specific DNA binding. Gene Ontology annotation, biological process: negative regulation of transcription by RNA polymerase II; negative regulation of BMP signaling pathway. The coding region runs from base 313 to 2736 and encodes 807 amino acids.